CCCCCGGCGGGGAGCCAGACCAGCCCCAGCCCCAACCAGCAUUUGCAGAUGGACCCUGAAGAGCCACCGUCCCAGCAGCAUGCUGCCAGGGCCACGCGGGAGCAGAAGGCUGGCAGUGCCCAGGAGCUGCCCCCCCGGCCCCGCUGCGUCCGCUGCUGUGAGCUGCCCGACCAGCGCUUCUCCUACCCCCAGUACCAGCCGCUGCCUCAGAUCAACAUGACCAUCCUGAAAGGCGAGAAGGGGGACCGCGGCGAGCGAGGCAUGCAGGGCAAAUUCGGCAAGACGGGGGUGGCCGGCAGCAGGGGCCACGCGGGGCCCAAGGGACAGAAGGGCAGCGUGGGCGCCCCGGGGGAGCGCUGCAAGAGCCACUACGCCGCCUUCUCGGUGGGCCGCAAGAAACCCCUGCACAGCAACGACUACUACCAGACCCUCAUCUUCGACACGGAGUUCGUCAACCUCUACGACCACUUCAACAUGUUCACGGGCAAGUUCUACUGCUACGUCCCUGGGAUCUACUACUUCAGCCUCAACGUGCACACCUGGAACCAGAAGGAGACGUACCUGCACCUGAUGCGCAACGGGGCGGAGGUGGUGAUCCUCUACGCCCAGGUGAGCGACCGCAGCAUCAUGCAGAGCCAGAGCGUCAUGCUGGAGCUGCGGGAGCAGGACGAGGUCUGGGUGAGGCUCUACAAGGGCGAGCGCGAGAACGCCGUCUUCAGCGACGAGUACGACACCUACAUCACCUUCAGCGGCCACCUCGUCAAGUACAGCGGGGACCCCUGA
Merops nubicus (carmine bee-eater) is the source of this 783-nucleotide messenger RNA. RefSeq names its product complement C1q tumor necrosis factor-related protein 1-like. The transcript has 3 exons. The record is from RefSeq and is a predicted model, not a curated record. Gene Ontology annotation, molecular function: protein binding. Lineage: Eukaryota; Metazoa; Chordata; Aves; Coraciiformes; Meropidae. The annotation marks the transcript as partial.